AUGACCCUAGAGCAGAAACCAGCUAAAGGCACAAGCCUAACAGAAGCUCUUACAGUGGAUCGACAUGCUAGCUCAGCAAAAUUUCUAAGACGGCUCUAUCGAGAAAUCAGCGCCCAACCGCGCAGUCCGGCUGGCCGAGAAACUAUGUUUCGCGCUCGGCCAAAUCAUAUCCGUCCGUCUGAAGUCUCGGCCAAAGUUCAAACCGACCGGCCGAUCACGCAAUCACGACCCGGGAAACAUUGCCCGCGGUCGGCCAAGCCACCUCACGCCACGCCGCGCACGACCAUGCCGCGCGAGCCGGGAACAAGGCCUCGCGGCCGCGCAACCCGUUCGCGUACCACGGCCGAUGCAUCCGUCCGAGCCGCCUUGUAUUACAAUUUCAUACUUUGA
Messenger RNA from Microthlaspi erraticum, 390 nucleotides. The record is from the annotation of a GenBank genome assembly. Lineage: Eukaryota; Viridiplantae; Streptophyta; Magnoliopsida; Brassicales; Brassicaceae.